UUGAACCCGCAAUCCAUGCCGCAGCCAUGAGCGCUCUCAUUCGCAAGGUUUGGGAAUCCAUGCCCCACCGAUCCGCCUCCAAAUCCAGCCACAAUUCGGCGUCUGACUACGACCAGCUUAUGUAUAUGCAGUCGUCAUCCACCGGCGACUUCGACCGGAUUCCAAUCGACAUCUUCAUGCAAAUUCUCAAAAUUCUAGGGCCCAAGGAGUCAGCGCGGCUGAGAUCAGUCUGCAUUUCCUGGAAAUUUCUGGUGUCAGAUAAUCGCUUGUGGAUUUAUUUCCUGCAGCGUCAGCCCGAUCCUUGGGACACUGUUUUCUUCGCGGAGACUCACCUGCGAUCGGGCUAUCCUCUGCAAGUGUUUCCUGCUCAGAUGCAUGACCUAUCAUUUAUGCAUAUUUAUGCUCAGCGCGUUCAGGUCCCUGGGGCUCUUAUAAUUGAUGGUGGUUCAGGUUAUUGUAAAUAUGGAUGGAGCAAGUAUUCUUCUCCAUCGGGGCGAUCAGCAACUUUUUUAGAAUUUGGAAAUAUUGAGUCCCCAAUGCCUUCUAGACUUCGACAUUUUUUUUCUACAAUUUGCAACAGGAUGCAGGUGAAAACAUCAACACAACCAAUUGUUGUAUCAAUACCCCUUUGCCAUUGUGAUGAUACCGAGUCUGCAAAAGGUUCUAGAAGACAUCUCAAGGAUGCCAUUUACUCGACACUGUUUGAUAUGAAUGUUCCUGCUGUAUGUGCCAUCAACCAGGCAACUCUGGCUUUGUUUGCAGCACGAAGAACAUCAGGAAUUCUUGUGAAUGUUGGUUUCCAUCAAACAUCUGUUGUUCCAAUUUUACAUGGCAAGGUGAUGUAUAAGGUUGGGGUGGAAGUUGUUGGGAUGGGAGCUUUGAAACUUACAGGAUACCUCCGAGAUCGGAUGCAACAGAAUAACAUACAAUUUGACUCUCUGUAUACUGUCCGCACAUUGAAAGAGAACUUGUGUUAUGUUGCCCUUGACUAUGAAGAUGAACUAUCCAAAGACACUCGAGCAUCGUUUGAUAUUUCACCUUCCAGUUCGUUUACGCUUUCAAAUGAGCGCUUUCAGACAGGAGAAAUACUGUUUCAGCCUCGCAUGGCAGGAAUGCAGGCUAUGGGUCUGCAUCAGGCGGUGGCGCUUUGCAUGGAUCACUGCCAUGAUGCUGAAUUAACUGCGGAUGAUAAUUGGUAUAAAACUGUUGUCUUGGCCGGUGGCAGUGCAUGUAUGCCAGGAUUAGCAGCAAGACUAGAGAAAGAACUGUACGGACUUCUGCCAACUUCCUUUUCCAAUGGAGUUCGGGUUUUACCUCCCCCUAAUGGCGGGGAUUCUGCGUGGUUUGGAGCGCAGCUCGUCAGCAAUUUGAGCACAUUUAACACAUCUUGGUGCAUGACUAGAAAGCAAUUCCGGCAACGGUCCAAGCGGAAGGUGUUGUGGUGAACUACCUUCACAAUUUCUUCAAGGUUGGACGAUGUUUCCAUGAAUAAGAUAUGUUGUGUAUGAAAAUGAUUAUGGUAAGAUCACAAAAUAUAUUAAAGCGGUAUGUAGAAACACUUCAUAUUCCCUAUUAUUAUCAUUCAGUUUGUCCAUUUGUUGAGAUAUACUUCAAAUUCUCACACCCGCCACAGAUAAAUGUAUAAAUAAAUAUAUACAUAUAUAUUUUUAAUUUUAUGCAAAAGAACUAGUAUUUGUGAA
Messenger RNA from Salvia splendens (bonfire salvia), 1700 nucleotides. Its product is annotated as actin-related protein 8. The coding region runs from base 27 to 1445 and encodes 472 amino acids. The transcript has 12 exons. Gene Ontology annotation, molecular function: protein binding. NCBI's taxonomy places the organism in Eukaryota, Viridiplantae, Streptophyta, Magnoliopsida, Lamiales, Lamiaceae. The record is from RefSeq and is a predicted model, not a curated record.